GUGGGUGGAGCCACCACCUCUUGCAGUUGCUGGCACAUGGGUGAUUAAACGGGAUAUCUGGUUUUUAUAUUUGGAUGCGUCUCAAUUUACCGAAUCCGCCUAUGUAACACUUCCGCAUCUGCGGUGACAGAAAACAUCGGUCUUCUCACAAAAGCGUCUGUAGCCUCCGAACGGUUUGGCCUAAACACUAAUAUGACUCAUCUGUGUAAAGCUUCACAUAGGUGCUGGGGUGUAUGUACUUCAACCGCACAGGAUUGCCUUAUUCAUCGUCUGCCGAAGUUCUAAACGGAAAGGGUUCAACACCUGCCAAUAGGAUCCGUACUGAGGUAGAAUAUAUCCGUCUGAGAGACCAGCACAUGAUGUCGUCGUUCACCCGUGAAAAACUGUCUUUGCACCUGCGGCGCAGAAUGGGGGUGUUUGUGAGCAGAGUGAGAGCCACAGAGCUCAUGGCCAAUCUCCCUUGCCUUACACCUUCUGACAAGGAGGAGAUCCAGGCCAAGAAGGACUUUUCUGGUAACUAUGCAGCCAUGCAGAUCCUGCUGGACUACGUACAGAAGCGAAUGAACUGGCCAGAAGAGUUGAUGUCAGCCCUGGAGCUGCUGGAGCAUCAGGACCUGGCUGAUGAACUGAGGGCAGAGUGGAACAAGCACAACCAGAACAAUCCGUACCCUCCUUCAGCUGCUGCUACCACCGCAGUCAGGACCCAUGUUCAUCCAAUUCCUUCUACCAGCUCUGAGGGGUCACCAUGUUCUCUGGUCCUCCCAGGUCAGCCAGCCCCACCUGAGGCUUCACUCCCUCCUGAAGUAGCCCCAGAGGUUUUGCCAUCUCCUGUAGUGGCUGCUCAUCCAGAAGCCCCCCCAAGCUCAGUUCCUGAGGCUCCCAUGGCUGGCUCCUCUUCAAAACAUGCUCCCAAAGCAGCAGUGAGCCCUGAAAUAGCCUCAGAGGCAGCACCUUCUCCUGUUGCGGCCCCUCAGGCAGAGCCCCAGGCAGCCCCUCCGUCUCCUGUCUCAGUGGAGGAGCCCACAGUGAUCUCUCAACCUCCAGUCUCAUCCCAGCCUGGUUCUGUUGAAACCGUCAGUCUGGAGGACAACUUGUGUCAUAGUGAUGCUCCAACACAGAGAGCCCUGUCUGAAACCACUCCUACCUUGUCUGGUUCACACCUAAUCCCAGUUGUAUCUGAAAUCACUCCCACGUUCCCUGUCUCACACCUAGCCCUGUCCCAAACUGAAUCCACCCCCACCCCUGCUGCCUUGGCCACGUUCCAGUCCCCUGAAAGACGGCCAGUUCAGGACACCUCGCCACACACAGUCAAAGUGCCUACCUUCCACCAGGAGGCUGUGGAGAACUCUGAUCCAACCCAGGUGACUGAAGAUGAGCAACACACUGAGCCGUCUCAGAGCCAGCACUUCUCCCCGGCCGCGGCCCCAGCGGAUACCUCCAUGAAUGAGGAUGAAGUGAACUUCAGCAAGCCUGAAGUCCUCCGCAGUGAGGUCAUGGACAGCCAGCCAUACUCGGGAGACUCAACGCGUCUACAGAGGUCUGUGUCAGACCUUGUACUUGCUACAGCUGAUGUGAACAGUCGUGUUGCCAUCCCCGACCCCGUCACUACUUCCACCCCUCUGCCUUGUCAGGAGAAUGGAGUUCCCGAGGAAAUAAUCGAACCCCUGUCCCAUAACGAGCCCCAAGAGGACACCUACGAGUCCUCCUGCCUGAGCUCCCUGGGGGACCAGGAGGUGCUGCUCAAUGUUGUUCACGUGUCUGAGGACGCGUCCAUCCUGAACAACGACGGCCAGACGCCGAGCAUGCUGGGUUUUGUAGUCCACGUGUCCGAGGAGCCACCUAUCUGGAAUCAAGAUGGCCAAACACAGAGCAUGCUGGGUAAUAAUGAUGUGGGUGUGUCUGGAACCCCCCUACCAGUUCAGAACCACAACAGCCAAUCUCAGAUCACACCUCUCUCUGGAUCUAAUGCCCUUGACCUGUCGUCUGGUCCAAACCAGCACGGCCAAUGUGAGAUCACACCUCUCUCUGAAUCUAAUGCCCUUGACCUGUCGUCUGGUCCAAACCAGCACGGCCAAUCUCAGAUCACACCUCUCUCUGGAUCUAAUGCCCUUGACCUUUCGUCUGGUCCAAACCAGCACGGCCAAUCUGAUGAUCGUUAAUGGCCAAGACGCCAGCCCCUCAACCAAACAUCCUGAUGCUCCUCCUCCAGCUCCUACUGGCCUCAUCGUCAACGGCUCUUCCUCGGCUGAGAACCGUCAUCCACCGGAGCCUAUGGGGGCAGAGGUCACGAUGGA
Oncorhynchus gorbuscha (pink salmon) is the source of this 2294-nucleotide messenger RNA. Its product is annotated as vegetative cell wall protein gp1-like. The record is from RefSeq and is a predicted model, not a curated record. Lineage: Eukaryota; Metazoa; Chordata; Actinopteri; Salmoniformes; Salmonidae. The coding region runs from base 234 to 2159 and encodes 641 amino acids. The transcript is spliced from 7 exons.